GCCUGGUUUUCUAGGGUGCUGUCAAAGAUGAAGUGGACGUGAGAGUGCAGUUCGCGCAUGAAAAAUGGGCGACUGCAGUGUUCUUGGCAGAGAGGCCCAAAGCGACGUAAAUAGCUUGAUAAAUCGCAUAUUUUGGUGUUGUUUAUGCUUCUCGACUGCCUUCUACCUCGUUCGCAAGAUUGUGCAGGCCCUCCUGAGAUCCUCGAGCACCCCACGAUACAAAUGGCAUCCGACGUUUCGCCAUAUCUGGAAUAUCUCUUUCUUCAGUGGCUCCACUGUGUUCCUCCACUUUUACCACAAGACUUUCAUAGCACCGGAAAUUGAGAAGGAAGUGCGGCACUAUUUCCCCAAAUACGAGAAUCUGCUCCUCUUCAUGCCAAACGAAGACACCACCAAGUUCAAUGACAUCUUUGUCAUUGUCAUCACCUUCCAUCUCAUUGCAAUUGUGCUGGAUUUGCGCGAAUGUGAUUACUCUGAGGCAGCCCAGCGUGUGCUGUUUUCCUCUGUUCUCGUGAUAUUUUACAUCUUUAGAUAUGAACAUUACUUUGUAUUAUUGAAUAUAAGUGUAGGACUGAUGGGCAUCGCCACGGAAGUUCUCCUCCUCUCUGCCCUGCACACAUCCACCUCAAGAGACAUUCUCUUCAUCCUCUAUGCCACUUUCCGCUUCAUCACGUGGUCCUAUGUCUUCCUCAACCUCAUGCCGUUCAAGUUCCUCCUGCCGACGCUUUACGUCAAGAAUUUCAAUGCCUGGCUCAACAUUUUCUCAUGGCUGUGGUAUGGAUCGUGUGUGUGGAACUCCCCCAUCCUGCAAUUUAUCUACCAUCAGACGUUUCAUAUUGCGCCCAUUGAGUGCAUCGGGGGUGGAAAUGUGGCCAAAUGCAUCAUGCUCAAGGAUUCACCGGAUGUCAGGCACUAUAAAACACUCCAGAAAUCCGUUCUUGAAGUCAAAUUGGCCACAGAGAAAAGCAAUGGCAAUGCAGCACCAGCGGAAAGUUCAUCUGCACGAACCUUUCAGACGAUCAAAUGCAUGAUGACACUGAAGAGAAAAUUGAGGCGAAUACGUGAAAAUCGUGACGGAAAAGUGAAAAAUGACGACGCGUCUGGCGAGGAGGACGCCGAAGGAUCAUCAAAAGUUGAUGAAGAUGACAUGAGGGAGGAAAUUUCCUCUCAUUUACAACAGUAGCAAAGGAAUUUGACGGUGAAGACUCACGCUUUACACGUAAUUUAAUUUUAUCUUAAUAUUUAAUAUCGCGUUCUUUUGUGUUUGUCGCGUUUUUCUGUGUGACUGUCUGUGAAUGACGAAGAAGAAGCCAUCAUGCGAAUUUUUUGUAUCCCACAAACGCAAGAAGAAGCCUAAAGAAACGAUACGGAAGAGUAAUAGUUGUAUUAUAUAUAUAUAUAUAUGUGUAU
This is a messenger RNA of Phlebotomus argentipes, 1410 nucleotides long. RefSeq lists its product as uncharacterized. Bases 65 to 1183 code for a protein of 372 amino acids. NCBI's taxonomy places the organism in Eukaryota, Metazoa, Arthropoda, Insecta, Diptera, Psychodidae. The transcript has 7 exons. The record is from RefSeq and is a predicted model, not a curated record.